Molecule: messenger RNA, 1689 nt
Organism: Syngnathus typhle (broad-nosed pipefish)
Lineage: Eukaryota; Metazoa; Chordata; Actinopteri; Syngnathiformes; Syngnathidae
Gene: tmem30b
Product: transmembrane protein 30B
Exons: 8
Coding region: 113-1120 (335 amino acids)
Biological process (GO): phospholipid translocation
Cellular component (GO): endoplasmic reticulum; plasma membrane; Golgi apparatus
Source: RefSeq, a predicted model, not a curated record
GCGGGGCUAAAAAAAAAAAGCAGGAAGAAGACAGGUAAAGGUGAGCCGCUCGCUGUGCGUCGCAGGCCUACCAAAAAAGUCGUGCUUCGAGUCACUAAUUAUAAGUGAAAGAAUGGUAAAGGAAGAAAAUGAGUUGGUCAACCGGCCUGACAACACUGCCUUCACCCAGCAGAGGCUCCCAGCCUGGCAGCCCAUGCUCUCCGCCGGAAUCAUCAUCCCCGGGUUUAUCCUCAUCGGUCUGGCCUUCAUCGGCAUCGGUGUUGCCCUCUUGAUCACUUCGCGAAGCAUCCAAGUACUGGAGCUCGACUACACGGGCGUGGACCAGAACUCUCCAUGCUUUAGGUGUUCGGACCCUGCCGUGAGGAACUGUAAUUGCACGCUACAGUUUUCCAACAGCCGGUUGAUUGAGGGUCCGGUGUUCUUUUAUUAUGGCUUGUCCAACUAUUUCCAGAACUACAGAAGGUACGGCGUCUCCAGAGAUGAUGGCCAACUUUAUGGAGAUUUGUCCUAUUUCAAGGAACCCUUUGAUCAAUGCGAGCCCUACCGAUUUGGCGGCGGCAACAACCAACCGAUCGUGCCUUGUGGCUCGAUAGCAAACAGCAUGUUUAACGAUACAUUCAGGCUGUUUCAGAACAUAAACGGCCAGCGGCAGGAGGUGCCCUUGGACGGCAAAGGGAUCGCUUGGUGGACUGAUUACAAUAUCAAGUUCAGAAACCCCACUGUCACACCCCUGAGGAACGCAUUUAAUGGCACCGUGAAGCCGCCGUUUUGGCCCAGACCGGCUUAUGAGUUGGACACCUCGGACCUUGCCAAUAACGGCUUCAUUAAUCAAGAUUUCCUGGUGUGGAUGCGAAGGGCCGCGCUGCCGGAUUUCCGCAAACUGUACCGGCGGAUCACCGCCGGCCUGCCAGCAGGAAACUAUUCUCUCGAUAUCGCUUACAACUAUCCUGUGAUGAGCUUCAGUGGCAGAAAGAGCUUGGUCUUCAGUAACGUGUCAUGGAUGGGGGGCAAGAACGACUUCCUGGGUAUCGCCUACCUGGUCAUCGGCACGCUGUGCAUCGUCAUGUCAGUGGUCAUGCUCAUUGUUUAUGCUAAAUUUAAGUUCCCCGAGGAGGAGUGAGGAAAAUUUGCUGUGAGGCAUUUUAAAAAUAAUUGACAAGUUUGGCGUCUGCAGGAGGAAAAGUUUAGAAAAUACUUCACAGUUGUGUUAAAGGUUUUUAUUAACAGCAAAACAAAAAUGUUACAAAUCUGAAAGCUCAUUAAUGAAAGCCAAAAUUAUAGCAACAUUCAUCUGGUUACAUAUUUACUCAUAAAUCUACUACAAUGAGUCAAGUGAUUAAAGCAGAUUUGCACAUAGCGAGAAAUUGCAUUUUAAUGCAGUGCAUUGACGUUUUGUAAAUUCUGUAUUCAACAGAGUUUUUGUCUCAGGUUCCUUUUGUUUUGUGUUUUUUCUGUAAUGUAUUUUAAUUCUUCCGUUUUACACCCUAGGAAUCCUUAUUUAAAAUUAACCACCAUACACACAUAUUCACCCAAUUACAAUAACACAUAAAAAUGUAAUACAACAGAGGACACUGAUAUUGUAAAUUCAGGAAAUUUAAUUUUAUUCAUUGUUCUGUACAGCUUUUAACAGAUUUUCCCUUUGUGUUUUGCUUUGUGUUACUAUUUAUGCAAUAAAACAAUACAAAAGCA